GCAGGGACCGAGGGAGAGCCCUCCCCACUGCCCGGCGCGGGAGCACGGGGAGUCUGUGGCGCUCAGGCUGCUCUCUCCGUAACUGGAGUUCAUUGAUUUUACGGGAAGCCGUGUUUACAGACAGAGUGCUGAUCGACCUGACGAGUUGACUUCUGCCUCCUUAAGUCCCAGCCGUACCGGGUGCAAUGAGCGCUCCGUGCCGGCCCUGCCAUGGAAGGCUGUGACUCGCCCGUCAUCCCCGGGAAGGACAAUGGGUGCGGCAUCUCUCAGCACCAGCAAUGGACUGAUCUCAACAGCGCCCACCUCCCCGACACGGCCGGCAGCAUGGAGCAGCCUGCGGUGGAGAGCCGCGGCCCCCUGGACAGCCUGAGGGUCCCUUUCCCCGAGCGCGUCUCCGAGAGCAGCGCCGCGGCCGGCCCCGGCGCCGAGCCUGCCAGCAAGGAGGUGAGCUGCGGGCAGUGCGCGGCCUCCUUCGCCGGCCUGCAGAGCUACAUGGAACACCGCUGCGCCAGCGCCCGCCCACCCCCGCCACUGAGGGGGGAGAGCGGGAGCGAGAGCAGCGAGGAUGGGGACGAGGAGAGCGAUGUGGAGAACCUGGCCGGCGAGAUCGUCUACCAGCCGGACGGCUCGGCCUACAUCGUGGAGAGCCUCAGCCAGCUGGUGCAGAGCGGGGCCGCCUGUGGCAGCGGGGCUCUCCCCUCGCUGCUCCCGAACUCUCUCUCCAAGCAGGGGGAGCCUUCCGGCACCGCCCCCGUCUACCCGCAGAUCAUCAACACCUUCCACAUAGCCUCAUCCUUCGGGAAGUGGUUUGAGGGCUCAGACCAGACCUUCCCGAAUACCUCAGCCCUGGCGGGCAUCAGCCCCGUCCUGCACAGCUUCCGCGUCUUCGAUGUGCGACACAAAAGCAACAAGGAUUACCUGAACAGCGAUGGUUCUGCCAAAAGCUCCUGCGUAUCCAAAGAUGUUCCCAACAAUGUGGACCUGUCCAAAUUCGAUGGCUUUGUGCUCUAUGGGAAGAGGAAGCCCAUCCUGAUGUGUUUCUUGUGCAAGCUUUCCUUUGGGUAUGUCCGCUCGUUCGUGACCCAUGCGGUGCACGACCACCGAAUGACUCUGAGUGAGGAGGAGCGGAAAAUUCUUAGCAAUAAGAACAUCUCCGCUAUCAUCCAAGGGAUAGGCAAAGACAAGGAACCUCUCGUCAGCUUUCUGGAACCAAAAAACAAAACCUUUCAGCACCCUCUUGUUUCCACAGCUAACCUCAUAGGCCCUGGACACAGUUUUUAUGGCAAAUUCAGUGGCAUUCGCAUGGAAGGCGAGCAGGCCCUGCAGGCUGGGCCAGCUGGCGGAGCGGAGCCGCCACCUUCAGGCGUCCUGGCCCCCGGUGCGCUCCUCAACCUGGGUGGGCUGACCAGCUCGGCUCUGAAGACUCCAAUUACCUCAGUCCCCCUGGGCCCGCUGGCUUCCAGUCCCACCAAAUCCUCCGAGGGGAAGGACCCUGGGGUGGCAGAGGGGGAAAAGCAAGAGGGGGGCGACCAGGACAGCCUCUCAGAGAAGGCAGAGCCUGUGGAAGAGGUGGAGGAAGAGGAAGAAGAGGAGGUGGAGGAGGAGGAGGAGGAAGAGGAGGAGGAAGAAGAGGAAGAAGAUGAGGAUGAUGAGGGUUGCAAAGGACUGUUUCCAAGUGAGUUGGAGGAUGAACUGGAGGACAGGCCCCAGGAGGACCCUGGGGCUGUGGCAGGCGGCAGCAGCAGCAGCAGCAGCAGCAGCAAAAAGGACCUUGCUCUCUCAAACCAAAGCAUUUCUAACUCUCCCUUAAUGCCUAACGUGCUCCAGACCCUGUCACGGGGCACAGCUUCUACUAGUUCUAAUUCUGCUUCUUCCUUUGUCUUUGAUGGUGCAAACAGGAGGAAUCACUUAAGCUUUAACAAUGAGGGCGGCGGAGCCAAUGUGGCAGAGGGCAGCAGGAGGCUGGACUUUAUCGAUGAAAGUGCCAAUAAAGACAAUGCCACAGCACCAGAACCAAAUGAGAGCACAGAGGGCGAGGACGGGAGCUACAUCUCCCAUCACCAGCAUGCUGGCCCCCUCUGUGAACUUGGGGGUGGGGAGUGCCCCUCGGGGAGUGGCGUGGAGUGCCCAAAGUGUGACACGGUCCUGGGCUCCUCACGGUCGCUGGGUGGCCACAUGACUAUGAUGCAUUCUCGCAACUCAUGUAAGACACUCAAGUGUCCCAAGUGCAAUUGGCACUACAAGUACCAGCAGACGCUUGAGGCGCACAUGAAGGAGAAACAUCCUGAGCCAGGGGGCUCCUGUGUCUACUGCAAAAGUGGGCAGCCGCACCCACGGCUGGCACGGGGUGAAAGCUACACCUGUGGUUACAAGCCCUUCCGCUGCGAGGUCUGUAACUACUCCACUACUACCAAAGGCAACCUCAGUAUUCAUAUGCAGUCUGACAAGCAUCUCAACAACAUGCAAAACCUGCAGAACGGAGGGGGAGAGCAAGUCUUCAGCCACACCGCCGGGGCGGCAGCAGCAGCUGCAGCAGCCGCGGCCGCUGCAGCAGCAAACAUUGGCAGCACCUGUGGGGCCCCCUCCCCCACCAAACCAAAAACCAAACCCACAUGGCGGUGUGAGGUGUGCGACUAUGAGACCAAUGUAGCCAGAAACCUUCGUAUUCACAUGACCAGUGAGAAGCACAUGCACAACAUGAUGCUGCUUCAGCAAAACAUGUCCCAGAUCCAACACAACCGGCACCUGGGCCUCGGGAGCCUGCCGUCCCCUGCCGAGGCCGAGCUCUACCAGUACUACCUGGCACAGAACAUGAACCUUCCCAACCUGAAGAUGGAUAGCACUUCCUCAGAUGCACAGUUCAUGAUGAGUGGAUUCCAGCUUGAUCCUGCCAAUCCCAUGGCAGCAAUGGCUCCAUCUCUAGUGGGUGGAGAGAUCCCCCUGGACAUGCGGUUAGGCGGUGGACAGCUGGUGUCUGAGGAGCUAAUGAACUUGGGUGAAAGUUUCACGCAGACAAAUGACCCAUCACUGAAGCUCUUCCAGUGUGCUGUGUGCAACAAGUUCACUACAGAUAAUUUGGACAUGCUGGGCCUUCACAUGAACGUGGAGCGCAGCCUCCCUGAAGAUGAGUGGAAGGCAGUGAUGGGAGACUCAUACCAGUGCAAGCUGUGCCGCUACAACACGCAGCUCAAGGCAAACUUCCAGCUCCACUGUAAGACGGACAAGCAUGUACAGAAAUACCAGCUGGUAGCACACAUCAAGGAGGGUGGGAAGGCCAACGAGUGGAGGCUGAAGUGUGUGGCCAUUGGGAAUCCGGUACAUCUGAAAUGCAAUGCUUGUGACUACUACACCAACAGUCUAGAGAAGCUGCGUCUUCACACAGUAAACUCGAGGCAUGAGGCCAGCUUGAAGCUCUAUAAGCACCUUCAGCAUCACGAGAGCGGGGUUGAGGGUGAAAGCUGCUAUUACCACUGUGUCCUCUGUAACUACUCCACCAAGGCCAAGCUGAACCUCAUCCAGCACGUGCGCUCCAUGAAACACCAGCGGAGUGAGAGCCUCCGCAAGCUGCAGCGUCUGCAGAAGGGUCUCCCUGAAGAAGAGGAAGACCUGGGACAGAUCUUCACCAUCCGCAAGUGUCCGGCUGCCGAUGUGGACGAAGCCACUGAAGAUGCAGAAGGACCCAAUGAAACAGCUGUUGAUGCUGAAGAGCCUGCCAAGGAGCAAGAGAGUGCAGGGGACAAGGACCAGAGCAAAUGGACAGCGUCGGCCAGCCAGGCAGAGAAGGAGCUGAUGGAGCCUCCAGCAUCCUCUAAACGAGUACCAUUUCCCGGCAGCUCUGAGUCGCCUCUCUCCUUUAAAUGGUCAAAAACUUCAGAAGAGACCAAAUCGGAGCAGAUGUACCAGUGUCCAUACUGCAAGUACAGUAACACAGACGUGAAUCGGCUGCGGGUGCACGCCAUGACCCAGCACUCGGUGCAGCCCAUGCUCCGCUGCCCGCUCUGCCAGGACAUGCUCAACAACAAGAUCCACCUGCAGCUGCACCUCACUCACCUGCACAGUGUGUCCCCUGACUGUGUUGAGAAGCUCAUCAUGACGGUGACAACACCGGAGGUGAUGAUGCCCAGCAGCAUGUUUCUGCCAGCAGCCGCUCCGGAGAAGGACGGGAGCUCCACCACCGAGGAGCCGGGGAAGCAGCCUGAGCUCUCUGAGGACUCAGGAAAGAGUCUUUUACCAUCGGAAGGUACGGAGCACAGCGGUGAACCCAAGCCCGCUCCAGCUGAUCAGAGCUCUGCCAGGGAGGACUCCGGUUUCCUCUGCUGGAAGAAGGGAUGCAACCAGAUGUUCAAAAGCUCAGCAGCCCUGCAGACGCAUUUCAAUGAAGUUCACGCCAAGCGGCCCCAGCUCCCAGUGUCUGAUCGCCAUGUCUACAAGUACCGCUGUAACCAGUGCAGCUUGGCAUUCAAAACUAUCGAGAAGCUGCAGCUCCAUUCCCAGUACCACGUGAUCCGAGCAGCCACCAUGUGCUGCCUCUGCCAGCGCAGCUUCCGAACCUUUCAGGCCUUGAAGAAGCACCUGGAAACCAGCCAUCUGGAGCUGAGUGAGGCCGACAUUCAGCAGCUGUACGGUGGCCUUUUGGUCAAUGGAGACCUCCUUGCUAUGGGUGAUCCUUCACUUGCAGAAGACCACACUAUUAUAGUUGAGGAAGAUAAGGAGGAAGAGAGCGACUUGGAAGAUAAGCAGAGCCCGACAGGGAGUGAUUCGGGGUCGGUACAAGAGGAUUCUGGCUCUGAACCAAAAAGGGCCUUACCCUUCAGGAAGGGCCCUAACUUCACUAUGGAGAAAUUCCUAGAUCCAUCUCGCCCUUACAAAUGCACAGUCUGCAAGGAGUCUUUCACGCAAAAGAACAUUCUCCUGGUUCAUUACAAUUCAGUUUCUCAUCUGCAUAAACUGAAACGAGCCCUCCAAGAGUCUGCUACUGGGCAACCUGAACCUACCAGUAGCCCCGACAACAAACCCUUUAAGUGUAACACAUGCAACGUUGCCUACAGCCAGAGCUCUACCUUGGAGAUCCAUAUGAGGUCUGUCCUACAUCAAACAAAGGCUCGCGCAGCCAAGCUAGAGGCAGCGGGAGGCAGCAGCAGUAGUAAUGGAGCUGGCAAUAGCAGCAACAGCAGUCUCUCCUUGGGUUCAUCUACACCAAGCCCAGUGAGCACUAGCAACAGUAAUGCUUUUACAACCACCAACACAAGCAAUUCGGGCACCGCUCCCAUUCCCAGCCUGCUCAGUCAGGUGCCCAGUGACACCGUGGGAAUUCCUCCCAUAGGUAACCCUGUUAGCACUAAUAUCUCCUCCCCUUCUGAGCCCAAAGAGGUAAACCGGAAGAAGCUGGCAGACAUGAUUGCAUCCAGGCAGCAGCAGCAGCAACAGCAGCAGCAGCAGCAGCAGCAACAGCAAGCUCAGACCUUAGCACAGGCACAGGCCCAAGUCCAGGCCCACCUGCAGCAGGAACUGCAGCAACAAGCUGCUCUCCUGCAGUCUCAGCUCUUCAAUCCAGCGCUUUUGCCACACUUUCCAAUGACCACUGAGACCCUUCUGCAGCUUCAACAACAGCAGCAUCUUUUGUUUCCUUUCUACAUUCCCAGCGCUGAGUUCCAGCUCAACCCAGAAGUUAGUUUGCCUGUCACCAGUGGUGCACUGACACUGACCGGUACGGGUCCAACUUUGCUGGAGGACCUGAAGGCCCAGGUUCAGCUCCCUCAACAGAGCCAUCCACAGCUCCUUCAGCAGCAGCAAGGUCAGCUAUCCUUGUCACAACCUCACUCUGUCCUUAUACAGCAGAGUCAGCACUCAGAGAAGAAGAAUAAACCCAUAGUGAAGGAGAAGGAAAAAGAAACCCCACGGGAAAGUGCAGAGAGGGGAGAUGCUAGUGCAGCAUCUAAGGAGUCUCUGCCUGAUAACUUAAAGCCCAAAGACAAGAAGGACUUUGUACCAGGCAGCAGUUCAGAGCCCUCCUUACUGCCCCCACGUAUUGCAUCUGAUGCAAGAGGGAAUGCCACAAAAGCCUUGCUGGAAAACUUUGGCUUUGAGCUUGUCAUUCAGUAUAACGAGAACAAGCAGAAAGUGCAGAAGAAAAAUGGCAAGACAGAGCAAGGUGAGAACUUGGAAAAGCUGGAGUGUGAUACAUGUGGAAAAUUCUUUUCAAACAUCCUCAUCCUGAAGAGCCACCAAGAGCAUGUUCACCAACAUUACUUUCCUUUUAAGCAGUUGGAGAAAUUUGCCAAACAGUACCGAGAACACUAUGACAAAAUGUACCCACUACGGCCUCAGACCCCAGAGCCACCGCCACCGCCUCCACCACCCCCACCUCCACUGCCUCCAGCACCUCCUCAGCCAGCUUCUACUCCUACCAUUCCUACUUCUGCCCCACCAAUUACCUCUCCUACAAUUGCACCAGCCCAGCCAUCUGUGCCACUCACCCAGCUCUCUAUGCCAAUGGAGCUCCCCAUCUUUUCACCACUGAUGAUGCAAACCAUGCCACUACAAACAUUACCUGCUCAGCUGCCACCCCAGCUUGGUCCUGUAGACCCUCUGCCUACCGACUUGGCCCAAUUAUACCAGCAUCAGCUCAACCCAAGCCUUCUCCAGCAGCAGCAGAACAAGAGGCCACGGACACGAAUCACCGAUGACCAACUCAGAGUCCUUCGGCAGUAUUUUGAUAUUAACAAUUCCCCAAGUGAGGAACAGAUCAAAGAGAUGGCAGACAAGUCUGGAUUGCCCCAGAAGGUGAUCAAGCACUGGUUCAGAAAUACUCUUUUCAAAGAACGCCAGCGUAACAAGGAUUCCCCAUACAACUUCAGUAAUCCCCCCAUUACCAGCCUGGAAGAACUGAAGAUAGACUCACGGCCUCCUUCUCCAGAACCUCAAAAGCAGGAGUACUGGGGAAGCAAACGGUCCUCCCGGACACGCUUUACUGACUACCAGCUCAGAGUCCUGCAAGACUUCUUUGAUGCCAAUGCUUAUCCAAAGGAUGAUGAAUUUGAGCAGCUGUCUAACUUGCUGAACCUCCCAACACGCGUCAUAGUGGUGUGGUUUCAGAAUGCCCGUCAGAAAGCUAGGAAAAACUAUGAGAAUCAGGGAGAAGGCAAAGAUGGGGAACGGCGGGAGCUUACAAAUGACAGAUACAUUAGAACAAGCAACUUGAAUUACCAGUGCAAAAAGUGCAGCCUAGUCUUUCAGCGCAUUUUCGAUCUCAUUAAACACCAGAAAAAGCUUUGUUACAAAGAUGAGGAUGAGGAUGGACAGGAUGAUAGCCAGAAUGAAGACUCUAUGGAUGCAAUGGAGCUUUUGACUCCAGCCAGUUCCUCCUGCAGCACACCAAUGCCCUCACAAGCUUACAGCACGCCUACAUCUUCAGCUAAUGCAACCUCCUCAGCUUUUCUGCAGCUCACAGCAGAGGCAGAUGAUUCCUCCACCUAUAGUUCUAAAGUAGAAGCUACAGAUGAGAAACCAAAGCAGUCUGAACCUCCAAGUACACAGCAAAACCAAACUCAAGAGAAGCAAGUACAACCAAAGCAAGAGUCUCAGCAGCAACAGGACCAAGGAGAACAGAAGACAAGUUCAGCACACCAAAAGAUUUCACAGUUAUCCUCCCCCUCUUCACUGCAGCAGCCACCUCCACCUCCUCAGCCCCCUCAGUGUUCCUUGUCACAGUCAAGCCCAAGUCCAUCUCAGUUGUCACAUCUCUCCCUCAAACCCAUUCACACAUCAACCCCUCAACAGCUGGCAAACCUACCUCCGCAGCUAAUCCCGUACCAGUGCGACCAGUGUAAGCUGGCAUUUCCUUCCUUUGAGCACUGGCAGGAGCAUCAGCAGCUUCAUUUUCUGAGUGCACAAAACCAGUUUAUCCAUCCUCCAUUCCUGGACAGAACGCUGGAUAUGCCUUUCAUGCUUUUUGAUCCCAGUAAUCCACUACUUGCGAGCCAGCUGCUGUCUGGAACGUUACCACAGAUUUCAGCUACUUCAGCUACUUCGCCAUCAACACCAACAUCCACAAUGAACACGCUGAAGAGAAAGCUGGAGGAGAAGGCCAGUGCGAGCCCCGGAGAAAAUGACAGUGGGACUGGAGGAGAAGAACCACAAAGGGAUAAGCGUCUAAGAACAACGAUUACCCCAGAGCAGCUGGAAAUUCUUUAUCAGAAAUACUUGCUCGACUCCAACCCAACACGGAAAAUGUUGGAUCACAUUGCACAUGAAGUGGGCUUGAAGAAACGUGUGGUGCAAGUUUGGUUUCAGAACACCCGUGCGCGGGAAAGGAAGGGGCAGUUCAGAGCUGUGGGGCCUGCCCAAGCCCACAGACGGUGUCCGUUCUGCCGAGCUCUCUUUAAAGCAAAGACGGCUCUUGAAGCUCACAUCCGAUCUCGCCACUGGCACGAGGCCAAGAGAGCUGGGUACAACUUGACGUUGUCUGCUAUGCUCUUAGAUUGCGACGGGGGACUCCAGAUGAAGGGAGACAUCUUCGAUGGAACCAGUUUUUCCCACGUGCCACCAACUAGCAGUGAUGGUCAGAGCGUUCCUCUCUCCCCCGUGAACAAGAGCAUGGAACUGUCACCUCGAACUCUGCUGAGCCCGUCCUCCAUCAAGGUGGAAGGGAUAGAGGACUUUGAGAGUCCCUCCAUGUCCUCGGUCAACCUGAGCUUUGACCAAACAAAACUGGACAAUGACGACUGCUCUUCUGUCAACACUGCUAUCACAGACACUACAACAGGAGACGAAGGGAACGCAGACAACGACAGCGCAACAGGGAUCGCAACUGAAACCAAAUCGACAUCAGGACCCAGCGAAGGUCUGACAAAAGCUGCCAUGAUAGCAAUGUCUGAAUAUGAAGAUCGGCUGUCUUCUGGCCUGGUCAGCCCAGCUCCCAGCUUUUACAGCAAAGAGUAUGAUAAUGAAGGUACUGUGGACUAUAGUGAAACAUCCAGCCUUGCGGAUCCCUGCUCACCCAGCCCUGGUGCAAGUGGUUCGGCCAGCAAAUCUGGGGAGAGCGGGGAUCGGCCCGGGCAGAAACGCUUUCGCACUCAGAUGACUAAUCUCCAGCUAAAAGUUCUUAAGUCAUGCUUUAAUGACUACAGGACACCUACCAUGCUGGAGUGUGAGGUCCUGGGCAAUGACAUUGGACUGCCAAAGAGAGUUGUUCAGGUCUGGUUCCAGAAUGCUAGGGCAAAGGAGAAGAAGUCCAAACUCAGCAUGGCCAAGCAUUUUGGUAUAAACCAAACAAGUUAUGAGGGACCCAAAACAGAGUGCACUUUGUGUGGCAUCAAGUACAGCGCUCGACUGUCUGUACGUGACCAUAUCUUCUCUCAACAGCAUAUCUCCAAAGUUAAAGAAACCAUUGGAAGCCAGUUGGAUAAGGAAAAGGAGUAUUUUGACCCAGCUACUGUACGUCAGUUGAUGGCUCAGCAGGAGCUGGACCGGAUCAAAAAAGCCAAUGAGGUUCUUGGUCUGGCAGCUCAACAGCAGGGCAUGUUCGAUAACACCCCUCUGCAAGCUCUUAACCUUCCUGCUGCAUAUCCAGCACUACAGGGCAUCCCUCCAGUCUUGCUCCCAGGCCUCAACAGCCCAUCCUUACCAGGCUUCACUCCAUCCAACACAGCUUUAACUUCUCCCAAACCCAACCUGAUGGGCCUGCCCAGCACAAGCGUCCCUUCGCCCGGCCUUCCCACCUCUGGAUUACCAAAUAAGCAGCCCCCGGCAGCGCUCACCUCACCCACCCCGGCACAGGGCACGGCCAUCGCCCCGCAGCAGCCUCCGGCGACAACACCGCAGCCGCAGCCGCAGCAGCAGCCCCCGCCACCACGCAAGGAGAAGGAGGGCGAGAAGGCGAAAGAGAAGGAGAAGGCGCCCAAGGGGAAGGGGGACCCCCUGCCAGGGCCCAAGAAGGAGAAGGGGGAGGCACCGGCGGGUGCCCUUGCAGCCCCACUGCCUGCCAUGGAGUACGCGGUGGAACCGGCGCAACUCCAGGCACUGCAGGCCGCCCUGAGCUCCGACCCUGCCACGCUGCUGACCAGCCAGUUCCUGCCCUACUUCGUCCCUGGGUUCUCCCCCUACUACGCCCCGCAGAUCCCGGGUGCCCUGCAGAGCGGGUACCUGCAGCCCAUGUACGGGAUGGAGGGGCUCUUUCCCUACAGCCCCGCGCUGUCGCAGGCACUGCUGGGGCUGUCCCCCGGCUCCCUGCUGCAGCAGUACCAGCAAUACCAGCAGAGUCUGCAGGAGGCAUUGCAGCAGCAGCAGCGGCAGGCGCAGCAGCAGCAGCAGCAGCAGCAGCAGCAGCAGCAGAAAGCGCAGCAGCCCAAAGGAAGCCAAACCCCCGUUCCCGCGGGGGCCGCCACCCCGGACAAAGACCCUGCCAAAGAACCCCCCAAGCAAGAAGAGCAGAAGAACGCACCCCGCGAGGUGUCCCCCCUCCUGCCCAACCCCCCCGAGGAGCCCGAAGCAGAAGGCAAGGGUGCGGACUCCCUCUGCGACCCCUUCAUCGUCCCGAAGGUGCAGUACAAACUGGUCUGCCGCAAGUGCCAGGCGGGCUUCGGCGACCAGGAGGCGGCCAGCGACCACCUGAAGUCCCUCUGCUUCUUCGGCCAGUCUGUGGCGAACCUGCAGGAGAUGGUGCUUCACGUGCCCACCGGCAGCGGCCAGGGCAGCGGCUCGUACCAGUGCGUGGCGUGCGAGAGCACGGUGUGUGGGGACGAAGCCCUCAGUCAGCAUCUCGAGUCAGCCCCGCACAAACACCGAACAAUCACAAGAGCAGCAAGAAACGCCAAAGAGCACCCCAGUCUAUUACCUCACUCUGCCUGCCCCCCCGACCCCAGCACCGCAUCUACCUCGCAGUCGGCCGCUCACUCAAACGACAGCCCCCCGCCCCCCGGCCCCCCCCCGGCUUCCCCCCACGCCUCCAGAAAGCCCUGGCCCCCGGCCGCCCCCCGCGCCCCGCCGGGGAAGCCGCCGCCGCCGCCCUUCCCUCCUCUCUCCUCAUCUUCAACGGUUACCUCAAGUUCAUGCAGCACCUCAGGGGUUCAGCCCUCGAUGCCAACAGACGACUAUUCGGAGGAGUCUGACACGGAUCUUAGCCAAAAGUCAGAUGGACCGGUGAGCCCGGCGGAGGGGCCCCGGGAGCCCGGCUGCCCUAAGGACAGUGGUCUAGCUAGUGUAGGAAUGGACACCUUCAGAUUGUAAGCUUUGAAGAUGAACAAUGAAAAUGAAUUUAAAUAAAAAAAAGUUAAUAACAAACCAAUUUCAAAAAUAGACUAACUGCAAUUCCAAAGCUUCUAACCAAAAAAAGAAAAAAGAAAAAAAGAAAAAGUGUGGGUUGUUUUCCCAUAUAACGAUGCCGGUGGGUUUUACAUUUCUUUUUUCCUUUCCUUUUAAUAAAAUAAAACUGAAAAAAAAAAAAAAAAAAAAAAAAAAAAGACAAACUGUUACAUUUGUCCUUUCGAAGGUACUGUUGGUCUGGGAGAUGAGAGCCCGCGCUGCCUCCGUCGUGUCCUCGGAGCGGAAGCCCCUUGUACAUUGCCCCUUCUGAGUACGCCCCACGUCAAUAGCACAGCAGAGGCCGGCAUGCACUGUAUGGGAAAGCAGCCCACCUUGUUACAGUUUUAAAUUUCUUGCUAUCUUAGCAUUCAGAUACCAAUGGCUUGCUAAAA
Molecule: messenger RNA, 11693 nt
Organism: Lagopus leucura (white-tailed ptarmigan)
Lineage: Eukaryota; Metazoa; Chordata; Aves; Galliformes; Phasianidae
Gene: ZFHX3
Product: zinc finger homeobox 3
Biological process (GO): regulation of neuron differentiation; brain development; regulation of transcription by RNA polymerase II
Cellular component (GO): nucleus
Molecular function (GO): RNA polymerase II cis-regulatory region sequence-specific DNA binding; zinc ion binding; DNA-binding transcription factor activity, RNA polymerase II-specific
Source: RefSeq, a predicted model, not a curated record